AUGAAAGUAAACAAUAUACUAAUAUUAAAAAAUCGAGAAGACUUAUAUACUAGACGCAAACAAGCAAUUUUUACCAAGUUGGCUAAAGAGAAGAAGGCUGUUGAUAUCUAAUAGACGUAAAGAGUCAAUAAGAUGCUUUAAAUCAGCCUAAUGGAUAUAGAAAAUUUUACAAAUGUUUGUCAAUCCUACGAAUUCAAUAGACAUAAGGAUGCAAAAAGUUUAAAUUCUAACAGAGAUCAUUCUAUCUCUAGAGGUAGAUGUUCAAAUCAGAUUUUUCUGAAUAAACUUGAUCUAACUCCCAGAAUUGAUAGUUGUAAUUACUGGUAUGAUUUGUAAUACAUUUGA
Messenger RNA from Paramecium tetraurelia, 345 nucleotides. RefSeq lists its product as uncharacterized. The transcript has a single exon. The record is from RefSeq and is a predicted model, not a curated record. Lineage: Eukaryota; Ciliophora; Oligohymenophorea; Peniculida; Parameciidae.